AUGACUGUCACCUACACAAGCCAAGUGGCUAAUGCCCGCUUAGGCUCCUUCUCCCGCCUGCUGCUGUGCUGGCGGGGCAGUAUCUACAAGCUGCUCUAUGGCGAGUUCUUCGUCUUCCUGCUCUGCUACUACACCAUCCGCUUCAUUUAUAGGCUGGCCCUCACGGAGGAGCAGCAGCUAUUGUUUGAGAAGCUGACUCUGUACUGCGACAGCUACAUCCAGCUCAUCCCCAUCUCCUUCGUGCUGGGCUUCUACGUGACGCUGGUCGUGACCCGUUGGUGGAACCAGUACGAGAACGUGCCGUGGCCCGACCGCCUCAUGAGCCUGGUGUCGGGCUUCGUGGAGGGCAAGGACGAGCAGGGCCGGCUGCUGCGGCGCACGCUCAUCCGCUACGCCAACCUGGGCAACGUGCUCAUCCUGCGCAGCGUCAGCACCGCGGUCUACAAGCGCUUUCCCAGCGCCCAGCACCUGGUGCGAGCGGGCUUUAUGACCCCCGCGGAACACAAGCAGUUAGAAAAAUUGAGCUUACCACACAACAUGUUCUGGGUGCCCUGGGUGUGGUUUGCCAACCUGUCAGUGAAGGCCUGGCUUGGAGGUCGAAUCCGGGACCCUGUCCUGCUCCAGAGCCUGCUGAACGAGAUGAAUACCUUGCGUACUCAGUGUGGACUCCUGUAUGCUUACGACUGGAUCAGUAUACCGCUGGUGUACACACAGGUGGUGACCGUGGCAGUGUACAGCUUCUUCCUGGCUUGCCUGAUUGGGCGGCAGUUUCUGAAUCCAGCCAAGGCCUACCCUGGCCACGAAUUGGACCUUGUUGUGCCUGCCUUCACGUUCCUGCAGUUCUUCUUCUAUGUUGGCUGGCUGAAGGUGGCAGAGCAGCUCAUCAACCCCUUUGGAGAGGAUGAUGAUGAUUUUGAGACCAACUGGAUCGUUGACAGGAACUUGCAGGUGUCCCUGUUGGCUGUGGACGAGAUGCACCGGGACCUGCCUCAGAUGGAGCGGGACAUGUACUGGAAUGAGCCCGAACCACACCCCCCCUACACCGCUGCUUCUGCACAGUCCCGUCGACCCUCCUUUUUGGGCUCCACCUUCAACAUUAGCCUGCACAAAGAAGAAAUGGAGUUCCAGCCAAAUCCAGAGGAGGAGGAUGCUCCCACUGGCAUCAUUGACCGCUUCUUUGGGCUGCAGUCCCACGACCAUCAUCCUCCCAGGACAAACUCAAAGACUAAACUCCUAUGGCCCAGGAAAGAAUCCUUUUUCCAUGAGGGUCAGCCCAAGAACUCCAAGGGGCCUGCACAGAUCCCCAGGGGCCAGGAAGACAGCAAGGCCUGGAAGCUCAGGGCGGUGGAUGCCUUCAAGUCUGCCUCACUGUAUGAGAGGCCAGGCUACUACAGUGCCCCACAGACGCCCCUGAACACCAUUCCCAUGGUCUUCCCCCCGGAACAAUUGGCACCCUCCAGGCUUCAUAGUGUCACAGGCAUAGAUGCCAAAGACAAAAGCCUAAAGCCGGUGACUUCUGGGGCUAAGAACAGUUUUGAAUUGCUCCCAGAGGGCGAUGAGGCCUUGACAGAGCACCCAGAAGUACAUCAUGUGAAGAGGAAAACUGUCGAGUUCAACCUGACUGAUAUGCCAGAAAUCCCUGAAAGCCAACUCAAAGAACCACAUUUGGAACUAUCGGCAAGCAACUUACACACUAUACUCAAAGAUCACGCAGAUCCUUAUUGGGCCUUGGAAGACAGGGAUGAAGCACAUUCCUAA
Molecule: messenger RNA, 1758 nt
Organism: Cynocephalus volans (Philippine flying lemur)
Lineage: Eukaryota; Metazoa; Chordata; Mammalia; Dermoptera; Cynocephalidae
Gene: BEST1
Product: bestrophin 1
Exons: 10
Coding region: 1-1758 (585 amino acids)
Molecular function (GO): chloride channel activity
Source: RefSeq, a predicted model, not a curated record